CACGGCGCCUCGGGACAUCGCUGUAACCAGGUUCUUUCGCUUGGUUUUUCCUACACAAGUCACAAAAAUGAUAAAGGAAGAACAUAGAACCACUGCUUAAUAACGUAUGAAUCUCACAAGAAUCUCAUAAGAAUCUCGCAAGAAUCUCACCAAUCUCCAUGUCAUAAUACAAACUACCAUUUUGUAUUAUUCAUACAAAAUUCACCCAUCGAACAAGAUGCAGCUGUUACGCAUUCAUUAUCAGAAGUUAUUUGUCUGCCUGUCGUUUGUGAUGCUGGUGUUUGUGGUGGUCAGAGUUUGGGACAGUGACAGUGACCCCAUUGCACAACGGCAGAAUGGCUCAGGAUCUCUCAAGAUCUCCGAGAAGAGGCAGGGCAGUGUCCAUGAAAACAGCAUCAACAUAGACUCUCCUGUUUUGUCUCUGCACCCUGAACGCUCAGGGAACAAGGGUGGCAGUGUAAAUGUGUUUGCGGAUCUGUUUCAAGAAUUGGCCAAGGAAGAGACCUGUCCUUUGUGCUUUGGCCAGGACCUCUGUGAAGAUAUAUCAGCUGGAUUUUUAACACUGUCAUCAGAUACUCCACAUGUCCACGAUUCUGAUGUGUCCUAUGAGGCACAUCUUGGAGACUUGCAUAAGCUGUCUGUUAAGGUAGGACUUUGUAGAUUAGAAGCUUUGGAAACAUGA
Molecule: messenger RNA, 682 nt
Organism: Penaeus indicus
Lineage: Eukaryota; Metazoa; Arthropoda; Malacostraca; Decapoda; Penaeidae
Exons: 3
Coding region: 218-682 (154 amino acids)
Source: RefSeq, a predicted model, not a curated record